AUGGCACCCCUUAACGUCUUAAUGGUCGGCACCGGCGAGUACACCACCGGCUUUGUCGGUGGUGGAGCUUCCGGCUCAGACAAGAAGGUCGGAGUGGUAGGUUUGUCCAUGUUCGACCUCCGCCGGAGGGGGAAGGUUGGCAAGCUGGGAAUGGUAGGCGUCAACGGGACCAAAUUUCCAGCGAUCCGGGAGCAUCUUCACAAAAAUAUCACGCUGGCAUACAACAACCUGGACACGUCGUUCGACUCGUACCCGGCCGAUGAUGUAAAGGACCCCGACGCAUACAAGGCCGCCAUUGAUGCGCUCAAACCCGGCGAUGCUAUCACGAUCUUCACUCCCGACACUACUCACUACCCUAUCGCCCUCUACGCCAUCGAACGGGGGAUCCACGUCAUGAUUACCAAGCCCGCAGUCAAACUUCUUGAGCACCAUCUUGCCCUCCUCGAAGCAGCCGAGAAGCAUGGGGUCUAUGUUUACAUCGAGCACCAUAAGCGCUACGACCCCGCAUACGCCGAUGCAAGGUUCCGCGCCCGGAAGCUGGGCGACUUCAACUAUUUCUACAGCUACAUGUCGCAACCAAAAUCGCAGCUCGAGACCUUCAAGGCCUGGGCAGGUGUUGAUUCGGACAUCUCGUACUAUUUAAACAGCCACCAUGUCGAUAUUUGCGAUUCCAUGGUAUCACAGCUGGGCUAUGUCCCUGUCAAGGUAUCCGCUUCAGCCUCUAAGGGAGUCGCCACGAGUCUUGGAUGCCAUGAGGCCACCGAAGAUACCAUCUCGCUUUUGGUGCACUGGCAACAAAUGGACGACCCGACCAAGCACGCCACUGGCGUAUACACAGCCUCGUGGACUGCACCGCAAAGAGCGGGUGUGCACUCGAAUCAAUAUUUCCACUACCUCGCCAAAGACGGCGAGAUCAACAUCAACCAGGCUAAGCGGGGCUACGAUGUCGCAGAGGAUGCGGCCGGCCAGCUGAUGUGGUACAACCCAUUUUACAUGCGGUACGCUCCCGAUGAGGACGGCAACUUCAAUGGUCAGAGCGGGUAUGGCUAUGUCUCGAUGGAGAAAUUCGUCGACGGCUGUCGGGCUAUCAAUGCCGGUGAGUUGAAGCCUGCGGACCUGGACGCUAAAGGGUUACCGACGUUGAGGAACACAAUCGCCACGACGGCUAUCCUUGAAGCAGGGCGGAGGAGCAUCGACGAAAAUAGGGAGAUCCGGAUCGAGCAUAAGGAUGGGGCAUGGAAGUUGAUUUGA
Molecule: messenger RNA, 1251 nt
Organism: Canariomyces notabilis
Lineage: Eukaryota; Fungi; Ascomycota; Sordariomycetes; Sordariales; Chaetomiaceae
Product: NAD(P)-binding protein
Exons: 3
Coding region: 1-1251 (416 amino acids)
Biological process (GO): NADPH regeneration
Cellular component (GO): cytoplasm
Molecular function (GO): oxidoreductase activity; nucleotide binding
Source: RefSeq, a predicted model, not a curated record